Molecule: messenger RNA, 1785 nt
Organism: Hydractinia symbiolongicarpus
Lineage: Eukaryota; Metazoa; Cnidaria; Hydrozoa; Anthoathecata; Hydractiniidae
Exons: 6
Coding region: 1-1785 (594 amino acids)
Molecular function (GO): catalytic activity
Source: RefSeq, a predicted model, not a curated record
AUGCAUUUACUCUACCGGCCACCUGCAGGAUCAAUAGAAAACUUUGAGAAUCAUGUGAAAAAUAUUCUUACUGAUCACAAAGGCACGGGUAGAAACGUGUACCUCGUUGGUGAUUUCAAUCUAAACGUCCUUGAUUUUAACACAAACAAAUCUGUACAAAACUUUUUUAACUCAGUUUUUCAAAAUGGGUUUAUCCCACUUAUAAAUAAACCAACACGAGUGACGAGAUUAAGUGCUACAGCCAUAGAUCAUAUCAUAACCAACGAUUUCACAAAUACAACAAUUAAAACAGGGAUAAUUAAAACAGAUAUUUCUGAUCAUUUUCCAAUUUUCAUUACUUAUUUUGAUAACCUGCUGUAUUGUGUGGAUUGGAGCCUUGUUUUAGAGAACAAUAAUGCUGAUAAAGCUUAUGAAAUCUUUCUUCAAACAUUUCAACAACAAUAUGAUCAGGCAUUCCCAGAACAAACAACAUUUGUUAAAACUAAGACUUUGUUAAACCCUUGGUUAACCAAAGGUUUGUUAAAAUCAUCUAAAAAGAAACAGCGCUUUGGACUGAUAAAUAAACAUAAAAACGAUGCGAAGAAAACUUGGAGUAUAAUCAAUGAAGUAAUAGGUAAAACAACACUAAGCAAAGAAAAACUUCCAAAAAGGUUAAAUAUUGAUGGAAAUAAAAUCGAGAACAAGUGUCUAAUAGCUGAGGAGCUUAAUUAUUUUUUUGUGAAAGUUGGUUCCAAUCUGGCAUCUCAGAUUGGACCUAGCAAUUUGAGUUUUAAAUCCUUUCUCACUGUUAAUAACGCACAAAUGGAAAAUAACGAAUUACGUGAAAAUGAAUUAUUCAAAGCGAUCGACUCACUACAAUCAAAUAAAAGUCCAGGUUUCGAUGACGUAAAUAGUAACGUUGUAAAACAAACAAAAAAUGCUAUAAAAAUUCCACUAAUGCAUAUAUUUAACCUUUUCCUGCUGCAAGGAUAUUUUCCUGAAAAACUUAAAAUUGCAAGAGUUCUACCAGUAUAUAAAACAGGCGAAAAGACUAAUGCAUCUAAUUAUAGACCAAUAUCAGUUCUUCCAUGUUUCUCAAAAAUACUAGAACGCAUAAUGUACAAUAGAUUUUACUCUUUUUUGACUGCUAAUAAUAUUUUAUACGACAAUCAAUUUGGCUUUCAAGCAGGUCAUUCUACUGAUCAUGCAAUAGUUAAACUUGUUAAUGAAAUAUCAAAGGCGUUUGACGAAAACAAGUACAUGCUAGGAAUUUUUAUAAAUCUAAGCAAAGCAUUUGACACCGUAGAUCACAAAAUUCUACUAGAAAAACUCAAAAACUACGGUAUCCGCAAUUCCAACAUUUGCUGGCACAAUAAAAAAGAUGAUAUGCCAUUAAAGUUUCCUGAUUUAUCUAUUAAUAAUAUAAGUAUAAAAAGAGCACAAUCCAUGAAAUUUUUAGGAGUUAUUCUUGAUGAAAAUGUUACUUGGAGAGAACAUAUAAAUAUUUUAGAAGAAAAGGUCGCAAAGAAUAUUGCCUUUAGGAUGUCAGCCGUCAAAGUGAAACUUGAAAACAAAGCUCUGGUCCAAAAGUGUGAAAAAAUAACAUGUCUAACAAGAAGGCAUUGUUUAGGUAUCGUGGCAUUUGACAUCCGAAGUUAUGAACAUCAUGCGUAUGUCGAUGUUCCCAACCUUUGGGAGGGUAUCAUCCAAAAGACCCUUACUGCGCAUGCGCAAGUAUAUAUAUUUGCGCAUGUCCCAUACACCAAAUCUGCAGGUAUGUAUGAGUGGCGAAAGGAAAGUCCCUAA